CUCUCCAAAAAAAUCCAGCCACCCUCUCAGAUUUCUCUCCAAAAAACCCAGCCACCUUUGGUCCCCUCUGCCUCCAAUCUUCGGCUUCAAGGUCCAAGGCACCACUAGCCAGCUCCAGCUUCCUCUGGCGCCGCCCAUCACCGGCAAAACCAGCAAUGUCCAAGAACAAGGGGAAAGAACCAGGAUCUUAACUUGGGUGGACACAACCAAAGUGUGACAUGCUGUUUAAAAUGUUGGUUGUUGAGGCUGAACAAGGCAACAAGCCCUCAAACAAAUAUAAGUCUCAAUCCCUUGACAAAGUGGCAAAAGAAAUUGGUGUGAAGUUUAAUGUAGAGUGUCAUGCAUCACAUGUGCAUAACCAUCUUCGUACGAUUAGAAAAGAGUGGAAAGUCAUUCAGGAGAUUCGAAAAAAAAGUGGAUUUGGUUGGGAUGAUAAUUUGAAAAUGAUCACAUGUGACAAGCAAACUUAUGGUGCUGAAGUGUUGGCUCAUCCCGCUCAUGCGCCUUAUUUAAAUAAAAAAAUUGAUCAGUAUGAUGAGAUGGCUAUUGUUGUUGGUAAGGACAUGGCAACUGGUGGCUUUUCAAAGCAAUGGAGUGAACGUUCUCCAUUGGUUGAAAAUGAGACCCCACAUAAUGACAUCCAAAAUCUAGAAUUUGAAGGUGACUCUGAUACGUUGACAAAAGAUGCCCAUGAAGCUUCCAAUGGAACUUCAUCUAAGGGAAGGAGCCAUAAAAAGAGAACUUAUGCAGCUAUGAAUGAAGAUAGUCCUUUUAGUGAGAUGAUUGAACAACUCAAAUAGAUUGCAGUAGCUGUUACAGAUCUGAGUCAUGGCCUAGUUAAUACGAAUGAGCUUCAUAAAGUAGUGAUGAAUGUUGAAGGCUUUGAAGAAGACAUGCUUGAUGAAGCUUUUGAUCAUUGGGUUAAUGAUGAAAAGGCAGGAAGGGCCUUUAUGGCUAAAAAUGAUAGGAUGAGAAAGCUUUGGUUGGAGAAAUUUUUCAACAAAACCUUCUAACUUGAAGCUACUGGAUACGUUGUGUGAAACAUGUUAGUGGUACCAUGGUAUUCUUUAGGUUAUUAAUAAUUAUGGAACAAUUCCAUAUUUUUGAAGAUUAUGUGUUAAUGUUACCUAUAUUG
Messenger RNA from Quercus lobata, 1135 nucleotides. RefSeq lists its product as uncharacterized. The record is from RefSeq and is a predicted model, not a curated record. Bases 219 to 800 code for a protein of 193 amino acids. The transcript is spliced from 3 exons. NCBI's taxonomy places the organism in Eukaryota, Viridiplantae, Streptophyta, Magnoliopsida, Fagales, Fagaceae.